AAGCCACACAAUUCACAAGCCAGUCACAUGCCACCUUCUAACCCUCAGCCUUCUGCUGUGAUCCCAGGUUUUCCGAUUUGAUCCCCGCAACACCUCCUGGCUCCAGGUCGCCAGCAUGCUGCAGAGGCGGACGCGCUUCCACGCUGACGUGCUGUCCGACCGCAUCAUCGCCGUGGGUGGUGGGACACUGCUGGGGACCCUCACAUGCACGGUGGAACUGUACCAGCCCGCUGACAACAAGUGGGAGUUCGCAGCUCCCUUCCCCAUGCCUAUUGCUGAUCAUGCAGGCACGACCCACAAGGGAAUCCUCUAUGUUUCAGGGGGCUUCUCUGGGGGUAAAACCUUAGGAGACACUUACAGCUACCUCCCACACCUCCGACGCUGGAUAUGCAAUAGUGCCAUGGCUUUUACCCGCUGUGAUCAUGGGAUGGCUACAGUCAGAGACAACAUCUUUUGCAUUGGAGGAAGGACACUGAAAGGAGUGGAAGAAUGGAUUCAUGUGAAUGAGAUGGAGUAUUAUUGUCCUGGAAGCAACCAGUGGACAACGCUAAAGUCACCCCCAUUCAAGUGCUGCCAGUUCAGCAUCGCAGCCCAUGACACUACACUCUACCUUGCAGGAGGUGGGGCCCUGCAGCACAUGCAGAAAGAAGACAGUGUUUUCCUGUAUGACACAGAGGGGGGUAUAUGGAAGAAAGCCAGUCCCCUGCCUAAGGCUCUGGUGGAUCAUGCCUCUUGCAUGAUUAAACUGUCCCAAGUGAAUGCAGCUGGUGGGACGGGGAGAGGUACCAAGUGCUUCCCUGCAGGCAGGAGGAAGAAAUCUGUCUUCAGCUUGUUCACCACAAAGGAACCAGAGUUCCACUCUGGCUCACAGAAGUAGGAUGUGAAUAUGUAAAGCAGACACAACAGUUGUUUGCCAAGACAUUAGUAUUUUAACAACUGCUCUAGCCGCCAGUCAAGCACCCAAGCAUCUUUAGCAGUGAUUUGGAAUUUGCACGUUUCUGACUUGGUGCUAUCAUGGUGACAUGCAUAAUUUACAGAGAAAAAAAAAGAAAAAAAGGAUUAGUUCCCAAUCCUCCUAAGCUGCAUUAAACCCGUAAGAAUUCCUUAAAUAACUUUUUUUUUUGUCAUUCAGGACCUGGUUUUCUGAAUACCAACCAAGGUAGAACUUAUUUGUAAUGAGCAGCUUGAGAGAUUUUAUGAGGAAGUCUUC
Neopsephotus bourkii (Bourke's parrot) is the source of this 1210-nucleotide messenger RNA. RefSeq names its product kelch-like protein 9. Gene Ontology annotation, molecular function: protein binding. NCBI's taxonomy places the organism in Eukaryota, Metazoa, Chordata, Aves, Psittaciformes, Psittacidae. The transcript has 3 exons. The record is from RefSeq and is a predicted model, not a curated record. Bases 116 to 877 code for a protein of 253 amino acids.